CUCCGGGCGGGCUGCGCGCACGCGGUCCCGGCGCCCAGGCGGAGGGAGGGAGCCCGAGCCCCGCGCCCCGCCGGCCCCGCGAUGCCCCGCAGCCUGCACGCCGCCGCCGCCGUGCUCCUGCUGCUGUGCUCGCGCCCCCGGCCCGCGCGCCCAGCCCCGCCCCACGGAUCCAAGUGGAGCUAUUUUGGUCCCAAUGGGGAGAAGAGCUGGUCUGAGAAGUACCCGUCAUGUGGGGGUGUGCUGCAGUCCCCAAUAGACCUGCACAAUGACAUCCUCCAGUACGACGCCAGCCUUGUACCCCUUGGGUUCCAGGGCUACAACGUUUCUGCCAAUGAGCAGUUUAUCCUGACCAACGAUGGCCAUUCAGUGAGGCUGAACCUGGUCCCGGACAUGCACAUCCAGGGCCUCCGGUCCCGCUACACGGCCACCCAGCUGCACCUCCACUGGGGGAACCAGAAUGACCCUCACGGCUCCGAGCACACCGUCGCUGGGAAGCACUUUGCUGCUGAGCUGCAUAUCGUCCAUUAUAACUCGGACCUGUACCCCAACGCCAGCGCCGCUAGUAACAAGUCAGAGGGCCUUGCCGUCCUAGCUGUUCUCAUAGAGAUGGGCUCCUUCAAUCCAUCAUAUGACAAGAUCUUCAGGCACCUUCAAGAUGUAAGAUACAAAGGCCAAGAAGUGCUCAUUCCAGGGUUCAGCAUUGAAGAGCUGCUUCCUGAGAGGCCUGAAGAGUACUACCGCUACAAAGGGUCCCUGACCACACCUCCUUGCCACCCCACAGUGCUCUGGACAGUUUUCCGGAACCCUGUGCAAAUUUCCCAGGAGCAGCUGCUGGCUUUGGAGACUGCUCUGUACUACACAUAUGUGGAUGACCCAUCCCCUAGAGAAAUGGUCAACAACUUCCGGCGGGUUCAGAAGUUUGAUGAGAGGCAAGUGUACACCUCUUUCCGACAAGUGCAAGACCUAACAUACGCAGGACUGAGUCUGGGCAUCAUCCUCUCCGUGGUCCUGGCUGGCGUUCUUGGCAUCUGUGUUGUCCUGGCAGUGUCCAUUUGGCUUUUCAAAAGAAAGAAGAGUAGCAAAAAAGGUGACAACAAAGGAGUCAUUUACAAGCCAGCCAUCAAGAAGGAGACUGAAGCCCAUGCCUGAGGCCUCAGAACUCCCAGGCACAUCCAAGCAAGAACUUUGCUUUGCACACUACACACUGUGGCUCCCUAGACAUUUGAAAUACCUGAGGGUUGCCUGAAGGUCAACCCACAAAUGCUCCAGACCCAUGCAGGACCUCUAGGUGGAUACCCUGCCAUCCUGAUGCCACAGUCACUGCCAGGAUAAUGUGUGGAUGGGAAGAACUCACCAAUGAGGCAGGAACUCUAAGCUGUCUGCUUCAUCUGUGUGAGACCAUUAAGUUGUCUGGAUUCUAGGGGCACAAAUUCAAGUCAUCCACUGGGGGCUGUUACAGGUCAGAAAACAUUUUCAUCCAGGGAUUCGCUUUAGUGUGGUUCAAGGAUCCUGGAAAUUCUGCUUCUUGUCCAACAAGCUUUCAGACCAGAACGUGCACUCUCUGUUUAGGUUUUACCUUUGAGGCUCAGUUUCUUUCCUCAGGGAAGGGGUUGUUGUCUUCCUCUGAGUUCAUUCUGCUAUGACAAAACUUUUGGUCUGAUCUUACAACUGGGAGGAAGAAUGAUUCAGAAAGGGUCAAGGUGUAAGAGACCUAAAGAAAACAAAAGACAGUCUUUGAAACACAGUAGAGGCGUCUCCCAAGUCCUGUCCUUUAGAUCAAAUGCACUGAAUGGACCUGAGAGGGAGAGAAGAAGACACAGAAGGGCUGGAGGAAAUCACUCUGAAGUCAGAACUGGAGUCAGAAGUGUGAGGACAGAAUAUUAAACCCAAAGCCAACCUCCUGUCAUGGGGCAGUUAUGCUUUGUACUUCACAGACUUUAUAAUUAGGCUAUUCCUUGAAAAGCAUUGUUGUUUUCUCUCUCCUAGAGUAGACAUGACUUCUGAGAUGACCCAAACUGCGUUUGAACCUAGAGGAAAUAGGCAGAAGCAAAAUGACCGAAGAGCUUGGUCUCUUGCCCAAAGUUCAUGUCUGACACUUCUGUGGGAUCCCUCCUGCCAAUCUGGAAUUGGGAUUACCUACUUCCCUGACCUUGAGGAUGUUCAGGCAUGGCUUGGUUAUAAUCUAUUUUCAAGCUAUGGAAGCAGGAAGCUACCUGUGCAGGGUGAGGGCAUCCUGGUAUUUAGGGAGCAAUAAUAAUGGAAUGUUAACAAAAAUUUUUCAUGGUUUUCCACCCAAGUCACAGUUUCUGAGAAGACUUAACCCUUUCAUGGGUGUAAAAGCCCCAUGGAGGCCAGUUAGUUCCAUGAUUGGGAAGGGGCCUCCACCACUGACCUCAUCCCGCACCUUGCAGUUCACGGAGAACUUCCUGAUUCCUCAUCUCAUUCGGACAGCAUGGAAUAUCCCAUCAAAGCAUGGUUUCUUUAUAGCAUAUUUUUCCUUCUACUCCUCCCUUUGACUCUGAGAAGUCUUCCCCCUUCUCUACCAUCAAGACUUUUUGUAGAGAUGGCAAGCCCCAUGGCUUUGUGGCUAUAGUUUGCUCAACAGAGUUACAAAAGACCUAAUGAACACUCAGAUGUGUGUACACAAAAUCUCUGACAGCCCUGGAGCCUGGGGUGACAUUCCUAGCCUAGCCAUUAGCAUGCCUGAUGCUGAUCAAACGACAACAGGGACAACCCUCAUGACAGAGCAACGUGAAUAAGGUGAUGCUUCCUUGGCCUUGGCCCAAAGUUUCCAAUCAGAAGCCAACCUAAAUCACUCCAGAGCCCUGGAACUGUCCACCUUUUAUGGACAAAUUUUGCAAGAGAACAAUGAGAUCAUUGUAUCUGGCACAGCAGCCGUUCAUAAAAAGUGAGAUUUACUGGGCCAUGAAAACAGUGGCAUUUCUCCUACCCUGUGGCUGAGAUAACGCAAAGCUAGGGAGGCAAGCAGAAGACCAACAAUCAACAGUCAACUUCCUUGCUAAUCGGUAUUGGACUCCUGAGGACCCUGCUUUGGAAUAGGAAGCCUCUGGUCAGGUUCUCAUUCAUUCCACUGACACAGCUGCCACUAAAGGAAAUCAGCACUGUGGCACGUGUGUACCCCCCGGAGGGCCUGGGUGCUGUGCUGGGUGCACAAGUAGAGAUCACAAAAACAAGGCCCAGGUGGGGAAAGGACACAGGAAAGGCCCUGGCUUCUUUGCUUCUCACUAAUGGGAGAGAGCUUGAGUCUCUUUCUUCUGUUUCUUUAGUAUCAUCUGGUACAAAUAGUAAAAACUUAUACCUGUUUCCUUAAUAGACACUCUAGAAUUUCGUUGCAUUGGCUAUUAAUCCCAUUUCAAGUUCAGAUUUUAAAUUCUUCUCCCCUUCACUAAACUCUCUGGAGGCCUCCUGAGCACCACUGGGAAGCACCGGGAUCUGCAGCACCCCUCUGUCCCUGUGCCUCGGAGGGACCAUAGGCCACUGUGACGAUGGUCUGCUUAGCACUUCUGUAUUUAUUAUAAGAAUGAUUGUAAUGAAGACAUAAACUAUAAAUAUGAGAAAUUAUAAAUAAAAUGUUUUUCACAUCAGACUGAA
Molecule: messenger RNA, 3612 nt
Organism: Canis lupus familiaris (dog)
Lineage: Eukaryota; Metazoa; Chordata; Mammalia; Carnivora; Canidae
Gene: CA12
Product: carbonic anhydrase 12
Exons: 11
Coding region: 82-1149 (355 amino acids)
Cellular component (GO): plasma membrane
Molecular function (GO): carbonate dehydratase activity; zinc ion binding
Source: RefSeq, a predicted model, not a curated record